This is a messenger RNA of Rhincodon typus (whale shark), 2296 nucleotides long. It is a transcript of the gene cep112, whose product is annotated as centrosomal protein 112. The record is from RefSeq and is a predicted model, not a curated record. The transcript has 18 exons. Bases 252 to 1913 code for a protein of 553 amino acids. NCBI's taxonomy places the organism in Eukaryota, Metazoa, Chordata, Chondrichthyes, Orectolobiformes, Rhincodontidae.
CUACGUCCGGCGGGCGGGUGGCAGUUUUGAACGUUGGAGCUGUUCUCGCGCCAUGAGCGGGCUGUCAGAGGCAUUGUCUCCUCAGCCGGAUCCGGUCAGGCUGUGGCCUGUCACCCGUCUCAGCCUCCUGUUCUUUUAAUACGCUGUCAGCCACUCCUUGCGUUUUUAAACAGACCGCGCAUAAUUGUUUGGCCUUUAGACAACGGGCAGGCGAUCGCUCCAGAUUGUAGACACAUUACUCAAGAAACAGGAUGGCCAACCAGGAAGAAACCUGGGAACAACUUGAUUCAGAAUUUGACCACUAUUUAGUUGACAUGAAACCAUAUGUUCUGAAACUGUCACAUAAGUCAGAACGUCAGAGAUGUGCCUUGUGGAUCAAGAAAUUGUGUGAUCCAUCUGGAGCUGGAGCAGGAGUAAUGGGACGCAAAAACCGAAACAUGUAUGCCAAGCUUUUACUUCACAUGCUGAGACGGGGAGUGCUUGAAGGUCCUUUCACACAUAGACCAGAACCUGGAUCGCUUAAAACACUGCCUUCUUACAUGUCAAUCUACUUUGAUGAGCCCAGUUUUUCAAAACCACUUGAUCAUGGAGUUGAGGGAAUACCAGACUGGGUAACAGGAGACCUGGGUUCAGGGGAUUCAAAGUCCAGUGGCUCCUUGAGAAGUUGCUCCAAAGAUAAUGCAUCUUCUGACUUCCCACGUGUUGUUCACAGGCGAAGACACACGUACAGUGGCAAGGUGGUUUCUGAACCCAGAGCAGUUACAUCUUCUGAUGAGAGUGACUUUGAAGCAAGAUUAAAUAGCUGGAAUCUUGGGAUUGUAAACCCCAGAUAUCUAAGAGAGAAACCAAUACCUCUGUCUCCGAUUUUACCUAAAACAAGCCUUGGAAACGUUAGCAUAUCCUGCAAUGAGCAGACUUUGAUUCAAAUGCAUGAAAAAGAGGUACAGAUGAAGACAAAGAUGCUGGAAGCAAAAUUCCAUGAGGAGAAGCUCAAACUGCAGCAGAAGCAUGACGUUGAUGUUCAAAAGAUUUUGGAUCGGAAGAAUAAUGAGAUUGAGGAGCUAAAGACACUGUAUAGAAACAAGCAAAAGGAAGCAGAAGAGGUGAAUAAGAAGCUGGAAAAGAGAGUUCAGAGUUUGGUUCGUGAAUCACAGAUUAUUCGAGAAAGUAAAGAGAAGCAGAUUAUUGAGUUGAAGAAGAUGGCUGAGCAGAGUGCUGAUUCCUUAAAAAAUGAUUGGGAAAGAAAGUUACACAAUAUUGUAGCAGAACUAGAGCAAGAGAAGUUUGAACUACAGAAGAAACACACAGAGAAUAUUCAGGAAAUCCUUAAUAAUACCAACUCACGCCUUAGUAAAAUGGAGACAGAAUAUUCCGCUCAGACUAAGACCACUAAUCAAAUGGUGAAAGAACUGGAGGCUCGUGUACAACAGUUGACUAUAGAGGCUGAGAAUAGCACUUUGGUGCGACAGAAACUAACCCAAGAGAAAGGUGAGCUAGAACAGCGCUGCCAGAUGAUAUGCUUGGAGCUGCAGGAGGUAAAGUUAAGAUACAGCUCCCUUCAAAAGGAAAAGCAGCAAAUGUUGGAGGAUCAUGACAAAGAUGUAAGGCAAAUGCAAAAUAAACACGAUUCUGAGCUCAACUACUUAAAGCAGGAGCAUGCGCACUCAGCAGCCAAGGCCUCUAAUGUCAUUGAAGAAUUGGAACAGAAUGUCUUCCAACUGAAGAAGGAACUGCAGGAAAGUGAACAUCAGAAACAGCAAUGGCUGAGGAACCAAAUGGGAAAGUUUGAACAAGAAAGGCUGCAUUUGGAGCACCUUUAUGAAAAGAAGAUUCAUGCCUUACAGUCUGAGAAAGACUUGGAGAAAACAGAUGCAAUGAAACAAAUUCGGAAUUUGGAAGAAGCCUUUCGGUAGUGAAGCAGUCCACAAGCACACGUAGAAAGACGUGGACAACACUCAAGAUUGUGGCAGGUUAUGUCUGUGGCACACAUACGCCAAACAGUGAUCAUCUCCAACAAGAGAAACCUAUCACCUCCCCUUGGUGUUCACUGGCCAUUAUCCAUAUCCAGGGUGUCACCAUUGAUCAGUGGCUGGAUCGGUCUAUCCACAUAAAUAUUCUGGCUAGAAGAGCUCUGUGAUGAUCAGCUCAGCUCCUGAUUCCCCAAAAUGUUUACAAACUUUACCUGUAACCAAUGUCUGGGUGUGACCUGUGUCUAAGAACAAGUAUGUGAGACAUUAUGUUUUAAAUUCAGGUAAAUGCCUGAUAAUAAAUACUGUUGUGAGUUUUUGAAUAAAUA